CAUACAGACGAAAACUGUGGAUGUCUUUAAAUCUUUUGUGUACAGGAUUCCUGCUCUUUUCUACAACAGAAACAGUGAAACUCUUCUAGCUUUUGCUAGGAACUCAGGAAGCUUCUGCUCUUCCUGCUGUUGUUACAUAACGUGUAUGUGUUCGUGUACGUGCUCUGCUCCGAAUGCUCUUGCCCUGUACAGCGAUGAUAGGGGCAGCACAUGGAAAUUAGGCAAAAUGUUUCAAACACAAUCAGGGGAAUGUCAAAUGGCAGAGAUUUUUGAUGGAGACAAAAGCUCCAUCUACUGCAAUGCUCGUAGUCGGGGAUGCUGUCGAGUGGAAGCUGUCAGUGAAAAUGGUGGAGCUGAUUUUCACACAUUGAGCAAUGCUACAAAGCUUGUUGAAACUGAUUCAGGUUGUCAGGGAAGUGUGGUCUCAUUUCCAGCUCAAGAUGAAGGUGCAGAUAUAGAGGGUGACCCAAAGUGGCUGAUCUACACUCACCCAAGCAAUCAGUGCAAAAGGACUGAUUUAGGAGUGUAUGUGAACAAAUCCCCAAAGGAUCCAAGUAAGUGGAGCAAACCCUGGAUCAUUAACAUUGGACCCAGUGGUUACUCAGACCUGGCUUACAUUGGUAAUGGUUGGUUUGCAUGUCUGAUGGAGCGUGGGGUGAAGAAAGAAACAGAGCAGAUAGCCUCUGUGGUUUUUAGCUACAAUGACAUCAAGCAAUCCACUACAAUGCAAUGUAUAAUGUCAUGUCAGUGUUUUAAAUGUCCAUAAAUGACAUGACAAUCAAAGUUAUGCUUGGAUGCUCUAUACUUUGGUAUGGUUUAACAGCCAUUUACAAAUACAGUUAACUUUAAGUUGCUUACAUUUUCAAUUUGUUUUGAUUUCAGCUCUAACAACCAUGACACUUAUGUAUAAUACUGCGCUGACAUUUUACUGUACUUCUCAAAUGUGUAUUUACAAAGAUGCUAUAUUUAC
Lates calcarifer (barramundi perch) is the source of this 970-nucleotide messenger RNA. RefSeq names its product sialidase-4-like. The transcript has a single exon. NCBI's taxonomy places the organism in Eukaryota, Metazoa, Chordata, Actinopteri, Centropomidae. Gene Ontology annotation, cellular component: membrane; cytoplasm; lysosome. The record is from RefSeq and is a predicted model, not a curated record. Gene Ontology annotation, molecular function: exo-alpha-sialidase activity. Gene Ontology annotation, biological process: oligosaccharide catabolic process; ganglioside catabolic process. Bases 146 to 766 code for a protein of 206 amino acids.